GGACAACGGACCGAAGAGGAGAGUUGAUGGUUGCGAUCAGGUGGCUUAGUUCUGCGAUAUUAGCAGUUGGCCACGUUAUCAAGAACACUUCCAUGUUAGUUCAUCGCUGAUGUUUGUGACGACCACUCAACUAUAUAAAGUAGUAUUAGGUCAUUAUUCUCCGUCGAUGGUGGCUCCAUUCAGUUCGUAGCAGCAAGAAUUGUGGGCACUCCUCUCACCGGGCUGACUCAAAACGGGCAGUUAUCUCACAGCUACCGCUGGGCAAAAAGAUGAAAAUACCCAAAGGCUCUGAUGUUCUGGCUGUCUAACUGCUUACCUGCCACCUACUAGUACCUUAUUACUCCGUGGCCCGGCGAUUUUACCAAUUAUCGCAGUUCCCUGCAGCAACUUGAGCAAACGCAGGUCAAUCAGGCAACUCAUUCACUAGGCGCUACUAUUUCAGGAAAGUGGACUUGGAACCUGACCGGACAGACACCCAAACACAGUCCAGCAAAAUGGCAAGCUCAUCGUUACAAGGGACCUGCUCAACCAUCACAGAAUGGCGCGCCCAAGCAGAGGCUAUGAAGGCCGCGGUGGCAGCGUUGCCAACCACGGUCAACAUGGAAAGUGCAGACGGGUCAGACUGGGACGAGGAUGAGAUUGACCGAGUGUACGCGCCCCGAGAUGGCCCGCGGGAUGUUUGGGACUUCAUCUCGGACGAUGAGCUGGACGAGAUUGACUUCGACAGCGGCGAUCUGUUUGACGGCGUCGAUGGCGAAGCCGAAGCUGCGGGCGCCUACGACGUCCAAUGGCUGGCGGCGAGAUGCGCCGAUGUGUCGUCGCGGAAAUCCGGCCUCUCACCGGGGAAUCUGCAGGACCAGAUCAUGGAUAUUCUGGCCACCAGCCGGCCCGAGGGCGAGCUCCAGUCGCAACUGACGGACCUGGUGGGCUUUGACGAUCUGGACUUCGUCAUCGACCUGGUGUCCCACAGGGCCGAGAUUGUUGCGUCCAUGGCCUCGGAGAAGCUCCGUGAUGAGCAGACUGGUCGGGCGCCGAGGCUGUUGACGAAGGCGCAGAGGCAGGAGGCCCUUCGGCGCAGAGACCUCGAGCACAAGGCCACGCCCCUAGCCGCAGCUCGCGAAAAGGAGGAGGACUACCCGCACGUCUACAAGAGGUAUAAUGCCGGAAACACGCUGAGCGCCAACGGGUCGAGGUACAAGCUGCCGGUGGGCAGCCAGCGGAUGGAGUUUGAGAAGUACGAGGAGUACGUGAUCCCCGCGGGAAAGCCGGGCACGCUGUGGCCCGGGCAGAAGCUCGUCAAGAUCUCGGACCUGGACGGGCUGUGCCGGAACACUUUUCGGGGCUACAAGACGCUCAACCGCAUGCAGAGCCUGGUCUACCCGGUGGCGUACAAGACGAGCGAGAACAUGCUGAUUUGCGCCCCGACGGGCGCUGGCAAGACGGACGCGGCCAUGCUGACCAUCCUACACACGGUCGGCCAGUACCUCACGCCGAGCCCGUUCGAGGACCACUCGGCCACCGACUUUGCCGUGCAGGCGGAGGAUUUCAAGAUUGUCUAUGUCGCGCCCAUGAAGGCGCUGGCGGCCGAGAUCACCGAGAAGCUCGGCAAGCGGCUGGCCUGGCUCGGGCUGCGCUGCCGCGAGUACACGGGCGACAUGCACCUGACCAAAUCCGAGAUUGUGCAGACGCAGAUCAUUGUCACGACGCCCGAGAAGUGGGACGUGGUGACGAGGAAGGGGACCGGCGACACGGAGCUGGUGCAGAAGGUGCGGCUGCUCAUCAUCGACGAGGUGCACAUGCUCCACGACGAGAGGGGCGCCGUGCUGGAGUCGCUGGUGGCCCGGACGCAGCGGCAGGUCGAGAGCACGCAGUCUCUGAUCCGCAUCGUCGGCCUCAGCGCCACGCUGCCCAACUUUGUGGACGUGGCCGAUUUCCUGGGCGUCAACAAGAGGGCGGGUCUGUUCUACUUCGAUGCGUCGUUCCGGCCGGUACCGCUGGAGCAGCACUUCAUUGGCGUCAAGGGCAAGGCGAACAGCAAGCAGUCGCGCGAGAACCUCGACCAGGUGGCGUUUGAGAAGGUGCGCGAGAUGCUGGAGCAGGACCACCAGGUCAUGGUCUUUGUGCACUCGCGGCGCGACACGCAGGCGACGGCCAAGAUGCUGUACGAGAAGGCGACGGACCAGGCCUGCGUCGGGCUCUUCGACCCCAGCGGCCACGAGCGGUACGAGGCGGCCAUAAAGGACGUCAGGUCCACCAAGGCGCGCGAGAUACGCGACCUCGUGCCCAAGGGCCUGGGCAUCCACCACGCCGGCAUGGCCCGGUCGGACCGGAACCUCAUGGAGCGGCUCUUCUCCGAGGGCGUCAUCAAGGUGCUCUGCUGCACGGCCACGCUGGCCUGGGGCGUCAACCUGCCGGCGGCGGCGGUGGUGAUCAAGGGCACGCAGGUGUACAGCGCGCAGGACGGCAAGUUUGUCGACCUGGGCAUCCUCGACGUGCUGCAGAUCUUCGGGCGCGCGGGCCGUCCGCAGUUCGAGGACGUGGGCAUCGGCAUGAUCUGCACGACGCACGACAAGCUGGCGCACUACCUGACGGCCGUGACGGACCAGCUGCCGAUCGAGUCGCGCUUCUCGGCCAAGCUCGUCGACAACCUGAACGCCGAGAUCGCGCUGGGCACGGUCAACUCCAUCACGGAUGCGGUCAAGUGGAUCGGCUACUCGUACCUGUUUGUCCGCAUGAAGCGCAACCCGAUGGCGUACGGCAUCGAGUGGGCCGAGUUCGACAGCGACCGCAGCCUGGUGCAGCGGCGGCGCAAGCUGGCCAUGCAGGCGGCGCGCACGCUGCAGCAGAGCCAGAUGAUCAUCUUCAACGAGCCGACCGAGGAGCUGCGCAGCAAGGACAUCGGGCGCAUCGCCAGCCAGUACUACAUCCAGCACACCAGCAUCCAGGUCUUCAACUCGCUGAUGAAGCCCGACGCGGGCGAGCGGGACAUCCUGAUGAUGAUCGCCAUGAGCGGCGAGUUCGACAACAUCCAGUCGCGCAACAACGAGGCCGGCGAGCUGGCGGCCAUGCGCAAGAACACCCACUUCGUGCCGUACGAGGUCGGCGGCGGCAUCGACCAGCCGCAGACCAAGACCAACAUCCUGCUGCAGGCGUACAUCUCGCGCGCGCAGCCGGACGACUUCGCGCUGACCAACGACCUGAACUACGUCGCGCAGCAGGCCGGGCGCAUCUGCCGCGCGCUGUUCAUGAUGGCGCUGAACCGGCGCUGGGGCUACCAGUGCCUGGUGCUGCUGACCAUGGCCAAGUCGAUCGAGAAGCGGCUCUGGGCCUUCCAGCACCCCUUCCACCAGUUCGACUUGCCGAAGCCCGUGCUGAACAACCUGGACACGAAGGAGGCGCUGUCGAUCGAGGCCAUGCGCGAGAUGGAGCCCGCCGAGAUCGGCAACCUGGUCAACAACUAUCGCAUGGGCGCCCGGAUCGCGAGGCUGCUCGACAACUUCCCGACCCUGAGCGUCGAGGCCGAGAUUGCGCCGCUGAACCGCGACGUGCUGCGCAUCAAGCUCUACGUCACGCCCGACUUCCGGUGGAACGACCAGCUGCACGGCACGUCCGAGUCGUACUACAUUUGGGUCGAGAACUCGGACACGUCCGAGAUCUACCACCACGAGUUCUUCAUCCUCAACCGGCGCAAGCUGCACGACGACCACGAGCUCAACUUCACCAUCCCGCUGGCCGACCCGCUGCCCAACCAGAUCUACGUGCGGGCCGUCUCGGACCGCUGGCUCGGCGCCGAGACGGUGACGGCCGUCUCGUUCCAGCACCUCAUCCGGCCCGACACCGAGAGCGUCUACACGGACCUGCUGAGCCUACAGCCGCUACCCGUGUCGGCGCUACAGAACCGGGCGCUGGAGGAGCUGUACGCGCAGCGCUUCCGCUUCUUCAACCCGAUGCAGACGCAGCUGUUCCACACGCUGUACCACCGGCCCGUGAACGUGCUCCUCGGCUCGCCGACGGGCAGCGGCAAGACGGUGGCGGCCGAGCUGGCCAUGUGGUGGGCCUUCCGCGAGCGGCCGGGGUCCAAGGUGGUGUACAUCGCGCCGAUGAAGGCGCUGGUGCGCGAGCGCGUCAAGGACUGGGGCGCGCGGCUCGCGCGGCCGCUGGGCCUGCGGCUGGUGGAGCUGACGGGCGACAACACGCCGGACACGCGCACGAUCCAGGACGCCGACAUCAUCGUCACGACGCCCGAGAAAUGGGACGGCAUCUCGCGCAGCUGGCAGACGCGCGGCUACGUCCGCCAGGUCAGCCUCGUCAUCAUCGACGAGAUCCACCUGCUGGCCGGCGACCGCGGGCCGAUCCUGGAGAUCAUCGUGUCGCGCAUGAACUACAUCGCCGCGUCGACCAAGAAGGCGGUGCGCCUCCUGGGCAUGUCGACGGCCUGCGCCAACGCGGCCGAUCUGGCCAACUGGCUGGGCGUCAGGGGCGGGGAGGGCCUGUUCAACUUCCGCCACUCGGUGCGGCCCGUGCCGCUGGAGCUCUACAUCGACGGCUUCCCCGAGGUGCGCGGCUUCUGCCCGUUGAUGCAGUCGAUGAACCGGCCGACCUUCCUGGCCAUCCUGAACCACAGCCCGGACAAGCCGGUCAUCGUGUUCGUGCCGUCGCGCCGGCAGACGCGGCUCACGGCCAAGGACCUCAUCAACCUCUGCGGCAUGGAAGACAACCCGCGGCGCUUCCUCCACAUGGACGAGGACGACCUGCAGCUGAACCUGGCGCGCGUCAAGGACGAGGCGCUCCGGGAGGCCCUCAGCUUCGGCAUCGGGCUGCACCACGCCGGCCUGGUCGAGUCGGACCGGCAGCUGGCCGAGGAGCUGUUCCUGCACAACAAGAUCCAGAUCCUGAUCGCCACCAGCACGCUCGCCUGGGGCGUCAACCUCCCCGCCCAUCUGGUCGUGGUCAAGGGCACGCAGUACUACGACGCCAAGAUCGAGGCCUACCGGGACAUGGACCUGACCGACGUGCUGCAGAUGCUGGGCCGCGCCGGGCGCCCGCAGUUUGACGACUCGGGCGUCGCGCGCAUCUUCACGCAGGACGCCAAGAAGGACUUCUACAAGCACUUCCUGCACACGGGCUUCCCCGUCGAGUCGUCGCUGCACACCGUGCUCGACAACCACUUGUGCGCCGAGAUCUGCGCCGAGACGGUCGUGACGAAGCAGGACGCGCUCGACUACCUCACCUGGACCUUCUUCUUCCGCCGCCUGCACAAGAACCCGUCGUACUACGGGCUCGAGAUCUCGGCCGAGGAGCACAACUCGACCGCCGCGCAGCAGCUCGCCAACGACUUCAUGAUCUCCAUGGUCGACGCCUCCCUCGCCGCGCUCGUCGACUCCAAGUGCGUCGACGUCUACCCCAACGGCGACAUCGACCCGACCCCACUGGGAAAGAUCAUGAGCUACUACUACCUCUCGCACAAGACCAUCCGCCACCUGGUGCGCCAGGCUAAGCCGCAGGCCUCCUUCCUCGACGCGCUCUCGUGGAUGUGCCGCGCCACCGAGUACGACGAGUUGCCCGUGCGACACAACGAGGACCUGAUCAACGCCGAGCUGUCGCGCAACCUGCCCUUCCCGGCCACCGCCUUCGGCCUGCCCAUGUGGGACCCGCACGUGAAGGCCUUCUUGCUCCUGCAGGCGCACUUCUCCCGCGUGAGCCUUCCCAUCACCGACUACGUCGGCGACCAGACCAGCGUGCUCGACCAGGCCGUGCGCAUCCUCCAGGCCAGCAUCGACGUCAUGGCCGAGCUGGGCUAUCUAAGUUCCAUGCUGCAGUUCAUGGCGCUGCUGCAGUGCGUCAAGUCGGCCCGCUGGCCCGACGAGAGUCCGGCGUCGAUCCUCCCCGGCGUGGACGAAAUUAGCACUAGUACUAGUGGGAAGAAGAAGAAGGUCGAGCUGGCGGAAAUCGCCCGCAUCUUCUCCUCCUCUCCUAAACAACCCCCGCCGCCGCAGGCAAUCAACAAACUAGCCCACGACCUAUCCAUCCCUCCUUCGCAACUCCAAACCCCGCGCUUCCAGAAAGCAGCAUCCACCCUCCCUCACUUGCAGGUCGCAGUCGACGAGCUCAAAACAGACGCCCUCGCCAUCUCCCUGAAACGGCUCAACCCCCUCGUCGAGCGCGACGCUCGCGUCUAUGCGCCGCGCUUCCCCAAACCGCAGACAGAAGGGUAUUUUGUGGUUGUUUGUGAUGUCGCAAGGGACGAGGUCCUUGCGAUCAAGCGAGUUAGCUGGAGUGCUGGUGCUAGGAAAGAUGCGAGGGGGAAAGGGAUGGGGUUGGAGGUUGGGCAACGGCCUACGGCUAGGGCGACGGUUAGGGUUCCAGCUCUGGAUGGAGACGGAGAGGAUGGUGAGAGGAAGGUGGAUGUGCUUGUGCUCAGUGACGCGUAUGUUGGGAUGGAGUGGCGCGUGGAAGGGAAGGUUGUGCUGCCGCCGGCGCCGAGGGUGGAUACUGCUGGGGUGGUGGAGAAGAAGCAUGAUGGGAGCGGGAGGUGGAAGGUGGGUGAGGAUGGCAGGGCUUAGUGUUACAAGGCGAGGGGGAGGAGGGACGAAGGGAAAGGGAGGGAGCUGGUGCUCCUACUCCUAGUACCUAGGUACCUAGUACUUAUCACCAUUUGAGACCCGACCUCAGAGGGUUGGUAAGCAUGAUGCAGGAGAAAGGGAAGUUGGUAGCAGCAGUGAAUCCGUCAUUGGAUAUCAUACCUAUCCUGUCACGUCUGUCUAUAUGAAGCAUACAUAGGUAUCUGGUUUCCUAACGCGUGGCAAGUGUGGACACCGCCCGCUAGGGGUGAAUUAUACGCAAGCUAAGACUAGGAGCGAGUGGGAAAGCAAAGAUGAGGGAGAGAAUUAACAAUGCGUUCUUGGCCCUAUUUAGUGCCAUAGUUUCCCAAGCCUUUGCUCUACGGGAGCCGGUUUCCGUUUCGGGAAAAUACCAAACAAUCCAUCCAUG
Messenger RNA from Chaetomium strumarium, 6990 nucleotides. RefSeq names its product Sec63 Brl domain-containing protein. Gene Ontology annotation, molecular function: ATP hydrolysis activity; ATP binding; nucleic acid binding. Lineage: Eukaryota; Fungi; Ascomycota; Sordariomycetes; Sordariales; Chaetomiaceae. The record is from RefSeq and is a predicted model, not a curated record. The transcript has a single exon. Bases 495 to 6563 code for a protein of 2022 amino acids.